AUGUUCGAACUAGAAACCAUCAUCAAGACGAAGGCCAACGCCGAUACCUUUUUCGACUUCGUGCCGCUUCACAAGCAGACCUUGGCGGCAGCAGACGAGACUUUGAGGCUACCCUCCCCAGAAGCGACACCCUCGGAACAUAUGGCUCCUCCAAGUAAGCUUCAUAGGGCUGGCAUUCUAGUGACGCCCGCGUCCGUGUCGCUUCUCAAUACCUUCAACUCCGGCCUGCUUACCGUGGCUCUGCCUGCGGUAGCCAGGGAGCUCGACAUUGCUCCGAGUGUGCAACUGUGGCCAGCAUCUGUCUAUGCUCUAGGGUUGUCGUGCGGUCUCCUUCCCCUUGACGCCAUCGCCGACGUUGUUGGUAACCGUCCCGUUCUUUUGACGGGCCUGUUAUUAUAUACGGUCUUCACCUUGGCAGUGUCGCUCAGUCGCACUGGAGGAGAGCUCAUCGCCUUCCGCACGGGUGCAAGCUUACCCGCGGGUCGCACCCGCAAUGUUGCUUUUGCGGUCUUUGGUGGCGGUAAUCCAGUUGGCUUCGCCAUGGGCCCCGUCUUGGGCGGUAUCUUUGUCCAGGCCGCGAGUUGGCGCGCCGGCUACUGGAUGUCCACCAGCGUCAAUGCGGCAUUCAUGAUCCUCGCCUUCUUCUAUCUGCCUAGGCGUCUCCCGGGAUCGGACCGAGUCUCACUGAAGAGCAUGGUCCACCGUCUUGCCCAUGAGCCAAAAUGGGUCGGCGACGGUUCUGCUAGUGCCUGUUUGGCUCUCCUGUCUUACCUCUUCUCCGAGCUGACAAACGGCGUCGCCAGCUUUAUUCGCCGGCCUCACUCCAUUUCCCUGUCAACUGUUGCCGGAUUGCUUGUUCCAUUUUUCGUCUUCUGGGAGAGUCGUCAGGAGAGACUUGGCCGCCCAGCCGUUCUUCCAAAUAGCAUUUGGCACCGACUCGAGUUUGCAACCGUCUGUCUCUCCGUCUUCCUCACCUGGUCCUGGUUCAACGCCUUUUCGUACUGGGCUACUCUUUAUUAUCAGGAGUCCCAGCAGCUAGAUGCCUUGCAGACGGCUGAUGUGUUGUGGAUGUACUGGAAGUCUGCCUUCCCGGCCAUGAUCAUCAGCGUCAUCAGCACCGACCUCCUCUUCAACAUCAGCAACCUGGUCAUUACGAAUAACUUCCCGGGCAAGAGCCAGGCUCUCGCAGGUGGCGUCUUUAACACUGUUGCGCAGUCAGGCAACAGCAUCGGCCUGGCUGUCACUGCUAUGAUUGCGGCUUCGGUACAGGAAGCUGCUGGAAGCGAAAAAAUGGCUACGAGCGGCUCCGUGACAUACAAUUCUUCUCUGCUGCAGGGCUACCGGAGCGGAUUUUGGACAUGCUUCGCUGCUGCUGUUGUGGCCACACUGAUCAGUUCGACUGGCUUGCGAAAAGCUGGGAAGGUGGGAGAAAAGAAAGAGGUCUAG
Messenger RNA from Colletotrichum paranaense, 1446 nucleotides. RefSeq lists its product as uncharacterized. Gene Ontology annotation, cellular component: membrane. The transcript has 4 exons. Gene Ontology annotation, biological process: transmembrane transport. The record is from RefSeq and is a predicted model, not a curated record. The coding region runs from base 1 to 1446 and encodes 481 amino acids. NCBI's taxonomy places the organism in Eukaryota, Fungi, Ascomycota, Sordariomycetes, Glomerellales, Glomerellaceae. Gene Ontology annotation, molecular function: transmembrane transporter activity.